GUGGGGAAUAUUAGCGUUCAAGGUCGUCCAUGCGCGCACAUAUCUGAAUCAUAACGUUGUUUCGUGUCGGGCAUAGAGUGUGUUAGAAUAACAGUAGGCUACAACAAUUACACCUCAAAUGGCUUUACAUGUGGGUACCGACCUCCUUUCAUGACUUAACCUAGAGAAAAUCGCAGGACGGUUUGUGAGCCUCGAGCAUCGCUUUGACCGAACGUCCGAUCCUCCUGUUUGUUUCUACAGAGCGUUGUGUCCCAUAAUGCUUGGCGAGAUUGACCACCAAGAUGGCUGACGUUAUGGAUGAAUAUGAGAAAGAAGCUGGCUGUGUUCCUAUUCUUCAUCCAGAGGAACUCAAGCCCCAGAGUCACUAUAACCAUGGCUACAGUGAGAAUGUGGGGCGCAAGAGCCACGUGGAUGACUACAGUACCUGGGACAUCGUCAAAGCCACGCAGUAUGGGAUCUUUGAGCGCUGCAGAGAGCUGGUGGAGGCAGGCUAUGACGUUCAGCAGCCGGACAAAGAGAACGUCACACUCCUGCACUGGGCCGCCAUCAACAAUAGAAUAGACUUGGUCAAGUACUACAUAUCAAAGGGGGCGAUGGUGGACCAGUUGGGAGGUGACCUCAACUCCACACCACUGCAUUGGGCCACAAGACAGGGCCACCUCUCCAUGGUGGUACAGCUGCUGAAGUAUGGGUCCGACCCCUCGCUCAUCGACGGAGAGGGCUGCAGCUGUGUCCACCUGGCUGCCCAGUUCGGACACACCUCCAUCGUGGCCUACCUCAUCGCCAAGGGACAGGAUGUGGACAUGAUGGAUCAGAAUGGAAUGACUCCCUUGAUGUGGGCAGCUUACAGGACACACAGCGUGGACCCCACCCGGCUACUGUUGACCUUCAACGUGUCGGUCAACCUGGGUGACAAGUACCACAAAAACACGGCUCUGCACUGGGCCGUGCUGGCCGGCAACACUACAGUCAUCACCCUGCUGCUGGACUCCAACUCCAAUGUGGACGCACAGAACAUCAAGGGUGAGACGCCGCUGGACCUGGCCAAGCAGAGGAAAAACGUCUGGAUGGUCAACCAUUUACAGGAGGCUCGGCAGGCCAAGGGCUACGACAGUCCUGGCUACCUGAAGAAGCUGAAGAUGGACAAGGAGUUCAGACAGAAGAUCAUGUUGGGGACCCCCUUCCUGGUGAUCUGGUUGGUGGGCUUCAUCGCUGACCUGGACAUCGACUCCUGGCUCCUCAAGGGCCUCAUGUACUGUGGCGUGUGGGUCACUGUGCAGUUCCUCUCCAAGUCUUUCUUUGACCACUCCAUGCACAGCGCCCUGCCCCUGGGAAUCUACCUGGCAACCAAGUUCUGGAUGUACGUGACCUGGUUCUACUGGUUCUGGAUUGAUAUCCUUUACAAUAAGAGUCUCCUGGUUUCCUCUGCCUUUUCUCAUUCCAACCAUGAUACAUCAAUGAGCUGCUGUGCUGUACAAGGACCUUUCGUUUACAGCGCCACCUGGCAAGACAGCUGUGUGUGUCAAUAUUCACCUCCUAACAAUCAGUUCUUUCAUCAGGGAGGUAGGUGGCUUCUGGGAAUUGAUGGGUUUUGACUGAGAGCAAAAGUG
Molecule: messenger RNA, 1610 nt
Organism: Oncorhynchus keta (chum salmon)
Lineage: Eukaryota; Metazoa; Chordata; Actinopteri; Salmoniformes; Salmonidae
Product: palmitoyltransferase ZDHHC17-like
Exons: 11
Coding region: 282-1595 (437 amino acids)
Biological process (GO): protein palmitoylation
Cellular component (GO): Golgi membrane
Molecular function (GO): palmitoyltransferase activity; protein binding
Source: RefSeq, a predicted model, not a curated record